Messenger RNA from Symbiodinium natans, 2163 nucleotides. NCBI's taxonomy places the organism in Eukaryota, Dinophyceae, Suessiales, Symbiodiniaceae. The record is from the annotation of a GenBank genome assembly.
AUGACGAGAUUGGUGAUCUUCAUCUUGUUAUGGUACGCAUUCAACGUGCAAUACAACGUGGUCAACAGGCUUCUGCUGCAGGAAGUCCGCGCGCCGAUUGGCAUAGCUUGGUUUCAGCUGGUCACUUUUUCUGGGCUGGCAUGCGUCGCAUGGCAAACGUCUGUGCUGCCCAAGCCAACAGCACUCCUGCAGAAGUUGACAGCAUUCGUGCCACUUGGUAUUGCUUAUGCUUGUGGCCAAACAGCCACUGUGUUGUCCCUGGCUUACGGCAAUGUGUCCCUGACCCACAUGGUGAAAUCACUGGAACCUGUCGCGAAUGCUUUGCUGUCUGUGAUCGUCUUGGGAGAGUGCCUACAUCCUUUCAGGUACGCAGCCCUGGCUGCAAUAGUGACGGGUGUGGCCAUGUGCUCUGCAGGGCACGUGGCAGUCCAGAGCACAACGGUGACAUGUGCAGCCAUUUCAAACGUCUGCUUUGCGCUCAGAAAUGUUCUGGCCAAGAAGAUGGGGGAUGAUGGUCGCGUUGAGCACGAAAGCCCGGCUGUUGUGAAGACCAACCAGCUAGCCAUCUUGACCAUGGUGUCUGCGUUGGUUUCAGCGCCUGUGGCCCUAGCGGAACAACUGUUGGACAAAGAAGAUGCGUUGAACGUGUUACGUGGCAGCUCGGGUCAUCUUUGGACCCUCCUGAAGGCAAGCGUCUUAUUUGUAGCAUAUCAGGUCUCCUCCUUUUGUGUUCUGUCUUGCGUGCAGCCAAUCACCCACAGUGUGCUCAAUGCAUUCAAGAGAGUUGUUGUGAUUGCCACUGCGUGCAUUUAUUUGUUGGAGCCGAUCUCUUCCACGCAAAAGAUCGGGGUGGCUGUUGCCACCUUGGGAGCGUUGGCGUUUGUCUGCCCGAAAGAAGGCAUCCACGUGCCGUUUAGGAGCUGCAUUGCUGGGCUGCUCGGACUUAGUGUCGCAUUCACCUGCGCAGGUAUGCUUUCAGCAAGGGGUGCUCCCGUCAGCAUUGUCGUUGAAGAGGUUGACAAGCAGAUCACCAUUCUAUUUGGCGCAAUCGGUCGGCACAACUUUGGUGAUUUGCUCAUGGCACACGUAGCGGCCGAGCUGCUGCGCCAGCGGUGCGCUCUGGAAGAGGCAGACCUAGUUUUCGCUGAUCUUCUGGCAAGGGACUUGAGGAGAUGGGGAGGCCACAACGUGCAGAGUGUUAUGUCUUAUGCCGAGCCACAUUUCAGGAGUGCAACUGUCAAUCUUGUGGCUCUUGGUGGAGAGACCGCAUCCUGCUCAGUCGCGGGUGCGCUUGCAAUGCUUGUCAACGGGAACGGUCGCGAGCAGAUGAAGUUGGAUGAGCUCACCAUGGAAUCGCCGCACUGGAUCAAGUUUAAGGCAGAAGCAUCGCUUGCGUACAUCCUGCCGAAGAGCUUGUUCAGCAAGCCUGGAAAGUUCAUUACAAACACAAUCGGAGGCAUACCCACUGGCGACACUGAUCCUAUCCUGCAGGAAUAUGAUUUCUGCAGCACCCGGAACCCCAUCGGCAACAUGACGUGGAAGUACCUGGCCCCUGACAGCGUUGUGAUUCUUCGCAGCUUGUUUGAGAGCCGCAUUUCGUCGAGUGCUCCAGUCACUUCCAGGCCGUACGUUGCUGUACAACUGAAACAGAUCGGCUUGCCGACAGACUUCGCCAGCGAGCUUGCCCUCUUGGCAGGGGAGCUGUCGGCUGACAUCAUUUUCUUUCGUGCGGGUGCCGCCUUCGGACAUGACAGCCUAAAGCAACUGCAAAGUCUAGCACGGCAGGUGAGCGCCGCAAAUGCUAGCCUGAACGUUAAAGUCUUCAGGGGGCUGAACAUUUGGAAGAUUUGCGGGAUCAUCUCCAAGGCCAUGGUCGUGGUUGCAACCAGUCUUCACUGCCGGAUCGUUAGCUUCGCAUUUUCGGUGCCGAGGAUUUCGUGGCGAGGAAGCCCCAAAGUGGAUCUCUUCAUCGAUCUGUGGGACAAAGAUGUACAGGAAGUCAGCUACACAAACGGGAGCGAUGUGCGGAGUGUAGUCGCACUUGCCCUGUCCGGGUCGAUCGUAGCCCGCUUCAAGAACCAGACGGCUGCAAGCAAGAUUGCGGAAACGUACAGAUCGUCUUUUCUGGGCUGGGCACGCUUGCUUGGUCCAGUUUGCAACUAG